This is a messenger RNA of Nerophis lumbriciformis (worm pipefish), 2796 nucleotides long. RefSeq lists its product as uncharacterized. Gene Ontology annotation, molecular function: deSUMOylase activity. Gene Ontology annotation, cellular component: nucleus. Lineage: Eukaryota; Metazoa; Chordata; Actinopteri; Syngnathiformes; Syngnathidae. Gene Ontology annotation, biological process: protein desumoylation; proteolysis. The record is from RefSeq and is a predicted model, not a curated record.
GUCAUCGACAUGCGACAUCCAGUGGCAAGCGUGCAUUAAUGGCGUGUGUCGUGAAAUGACGCCAAACAAAUAAUUUACGCGUGAAAAAGAGCCACAACGGCUUUGGAAUGUAAACAAUAUCGUGCUUUUACUUCUCGUAGAUGUGGCGUAAAGUGGACGAUAUCUGAACGACGGCGGUUUUAUCAAGUCAAGCAGCGCAGGUGUCCAAAAUGGCCAAGAGUCAGCCUUGGAAAGUCUCAAGGUCAGAAAGAUGAGCACAAGGAGCUCUGAUAUUCCCUUUUUACCUUGAGAAUAAAGACCUGAAGUAGCGACACAAACUGGACCAUGGCCCUAAACCAACAUUGUCUCAGGAAAAAGACCCAAACAAAUCCAGACUGACGUCGAUCAAUAUAUUACUUGAUGCCCUCAUGUGACCCUGCAUCGUCUCGAAACUACCAAAUGUACUGGACGGGAAAGCACGGAAACAAAGGGAAGUGCGCCAACUGCACGCAAGCCUCCAUGUCUUCAGUCAAGGGAGUUUCACGUCUCUCCCGGCGGACGAAGAGACCUCUGUAUUGCAAAUCACAGCUGUGGAUGUGGAGGAAACGACAACGGAAAUGCUGUUUUACCUUUUUUCGAGGCAACAGGUUAAUACGAGAGAGGCGCAACAGUCUGCCCUGCCUCAACCCAAACAGAAAAUCACAGAAAAACGAAGAGCAUCUUCACUCGUGUCCCUCCCCAAUUCUAGAAUGUUCUCAAGUGAAAACCGUUGUGGAAGCCAAUCUCCAAUGUGGUAGUGAAAGUUCAGAAGACGCGCUUAGGCGGACGAAGAGACCUCUGUAUUGUAAAUUACAGAUGUGGAUGUGGAGGAAGCGACAACAGAAAUGCUGUUUCACCUUUUUUCGAGGCAACAGAUUAAUACGAGAGAGGCGCAACAGUCUGCCCUGCCUCAACCCAAACAGAAAAUCACAGACAAACGAAGAGCAUCUUCACUCGUGUCCCUCCCCAAUUCUAGAAGGUUCUCAAGUGAAAACCGUUGUGGAAUCCAAUCUCCAAUGUGGUAGUGAAAGUUCAGAAGACGCGCUUAAAAAGCGGACUUCCGAGGUAGAAACAUGUACAAUGUCGCAAACAUGCUCAUCCAGUUCUGUAGAGGAGAAUCAGUGCAACAAUACUUCAUCUUCACAUGGAACUCCACCUGCUGUAGAGUUCAAUGCAUUUGCAGAUCCCACUGAAUGGCUACUAACUCGGUUAGAUUCAUGGGGUGAGAAUAAAAACAACCAUUUUACCGCUCAAAAGACUGUGGCAGACGACCAAAUGGGAUCCCUUCUGGAUCCACAUCUAAAUGCAGAUCCUAAGAUCUCUAGCAAGAACACAAUACACCCUCAAAUCAAUGGUGGCCUCACAGUACUGACAAACAGUAUCCAUGAUUAUCUUGGUGACUUCUUCAGAAUGUAUGGAACCUUCAUCCCACUUCAAGAGGAUGACGUGUUGAAUCACCUGAAGAGACUCUUUCACACAGAUUUCACUCAUGGGAAAACUUUAAUCUUGGAGGUUAUUAAACGCAGAUUGACUGCAGUGCUGUGGAAACCUGCGUCUUCCUUCCGAGUGGUCUUUAAGAAACACACCCUGACAUUGGAUGAUUUGUCCACACUAGCGCAUGAAAAUUGGCUCAACGACCAGGUCAUGAACAUGUAUGGGGAACUAAUUAUGGAAGCUUCUCAACACAAGGUCCAUUUUAUCAACAGCUUCUUCCACCGACAGCUCAUGACCAAAGGCUAUGAUGGCGUGAAGAGAUGGACAAAGCAGGUUGAUUUGUUCUCCAAGACUCUGCUGUUGGUGCCCGUCCACCUGGAAGUGCAUUGGUGUCUGGUUGUCGCAGACAUCGCCAGAAGGAAAAUCUGUCUCUUCGACUCUCAAGGGAAUGCACUGCGCAAAGUUGCACGGAAUAUCCUGAAGUACCUGAUAACCGAAGCAACUGAGAAACAACAGACGUCGUUUGUAAGUGAUUGGGCUGUGUCCUUCGAUGAGAAUGUCCCAAAGCAAACCAACGAAAAUGACUGCGGUGUUUUUGUCUUGGAGUAUUGCAGAUGCCUCGCCUUGGGUCAGCCACUCCAUUUCUCACAGGCCGACAUACCAAAGAUACGCAAGCGGAUCUACAAAGAACUCUGUGAAUGUAAGCUCCAUUGCUAGCAAUCCGUCAUGAUGUAAGCGUAUGAUACCUUUCAUUUUUAGAUACCGUGUUUUCCGGAUUAUAGAGCGCUAAAAGCUACUAAAUUGUAGGAAAACAUUUGUUCAUAUGUAUUAGCCACACCGAAGAUAUUGUGAAAUAAGUUAUUCACACAGAAAGAUUUGAUGAAUUGUUUAUUUACAUAAAUUAAUUGUUUCCAAACAUUGCCUGUAAAACGGCUGAUCAGACUUGUGGAAGCGAGCUCUCCAAUCAGCUAAACAGACUCAAUAAGACUUGGUAAAUUUAUUGAGGAUUUUGUGACACUGGGACAAUACAAACAGAAUGCCAUUGCAAGGUAAUAAUGCGAACACAGACACUCGUAAACUAACAACGCCAGCUUCAUUACAUUACAACGCAUGAAAACACUCCUACAGACAUCACACAUGGGACGGUUUAGUAUGAAACAAUAGUUAUAUUGCAAAACUUACAAACGUUGCUCGGAGUGAUAAAUGAGGAAUCCAUAUGAGUAGAAACGCUAGUAACGAUUAGAACGACACUUUUACUUCCGGUUCAAAGCUUCAAACAGCAGGAAACAUUUUUACCUGCAAUGAGUGAACUCAUCCAAAAGACGAUAAAAAAAAUACCACACC